CACUUCGAAAGUUCGAAGUGAGCUUUAUCCCCAUCAAUUCAAUGGAGGUUCUUCUAAACUCUGCUAAUGCUAAUAAUAAUAAUGGGGAUUUCUUCAAUUUCUCGUCUAAUUCGAACAGAAGGAGACUCACCAACAAGAGAAACCAGCAUCGAUUCAAAUUGCCCAUCUCCAAAUUCCAGUACUCAAUUCUCCGAGUCUCGGCUCGUUUUGGAGAGACCUCGAGGCGACGCAAUUCUCUGAGGAAGAAGAUCAUCGGUGAUGAGAAUUGGCGUUCGACUCCGAACCCCACAGGUACGAAACCUCGUGACGAAAGCCAUAAGUUCGAUUUUAGUAGCACCGAGGAGGGAUUGAAGAAAGAUAGGGAUUCGAAUUUGGUGAAUGAGCUUGAAGAUACUAUUAGGUCUAACAAGGAAACAGAGUAUUGGGGGAUUGGUUCGAAUCCCAUUUUCACUGUCCAUCAGGAUUCUUUUGGAAACGUGGUCAGGGUUGAGGUUGAUGAAAACGAGGUCUUGAGUAGAACAAGAUUAGGAGGUCUCGAGGAUUUGGAAUCAGUAGUGACUUCUACUUCUAGGGUUCUUCUAUAUGCCAAGAAAUUAGCUGAACAAAUGGAGAAUGGGGAAACUGUGAUCCUUAAAGAUACUUCUCUUGUCAAGUUCGUUUCUUCUUCUUCUUCUUCAGAAGAGUUUCGUUUCGUUAGCUCAAUCCAAAACGCUAUUCUUCGUCUUGACUUAGUUCCAAAGUUGCCGGCUAUUGGAAGAGCUGUUUUGUGUGGUUACAUUGGACUCUGGUUUCUGAAGACGGUGCUUGUGUUUAACAAGAAGAGUCAUGAGGUUGAUGAGUGUACAGAGUUGGACAAGGAGAUGAUGAGGAGAAAGAUGAAAGCUUGGAAGGAAAAGGAAAGGGUGGAGAAGAAAGGUGCUACUGUGGAGGUUUUACACAAGGGUUUGGAAAAGCCAUCAUUGGUUUCGUUUGAGAAGCCUCCUAAGUUUGAUCGGAAAGAACUUUUGAGUAGCAUAUCUAAAGUAAAGGGUGCAGAGAAGAAAUUGGAACUCUUGAAUUCUUUUCAGGUUGAGAGUGGUGAAUCCUUGGACUUUGAUAGUAAUAAGAUCCAUGAAAUCAAAGCUAUGGCUAGACGGGCGCGGGAGAUAGAAGCUGGCAUACAACUUAAUCAAAAGGAGAAAUGCGAUGCGAACAAAGAAAUGGACGACGAUGAUGAAGGUUUGACACACAGUGAAGGUGAUGAUGAUAAUAAAGAUGAGAGCUUGGGGACUUCGACUGAAACUGAAAACACUGAACUUUCUGGUUUUGCUAUUCCAAUGGUGAAUGGGGCUUUGAUAGGUUCUGGUUUUCCGAAUCAUCAAAUGGCAGCAUCUGAAGCAGAAAAGUUGAGUACUGUGGUACCACUAGUUCCUACCAACGGAGUCAUCCAAUCUCCUGAUGUUUCUAAGGACAAGUUAAGUAUGAAGAAAAAUAGCACUGGUCGUAAGCUACGGGUCAUACGGUCUGUAAAAGAGGCUAAAGAGUUCCUUUCAAGAAGAAGUGGUGAGAAAGAGCUUACUCAGGAUCUGUCUCAGACGAUAGCCCAAGACAGUGUUGAAAUCUUCUCAAAGCUGAGCGAUGAAGAGCGUGGUAAGGCUAGAAAACACGAAUUGGUUGACAAUAAUAAAAUCCUUGGUGCAGCUGUCAAUGGAGACUUGAGAUCUGCACUUGAGUCUACUUCUUCUGAACCGUUGGGGAAGGAUGUUGAUUCUCAACCCCUAAAGAAUGAUUACCGAAGACUCUCAGAACCUGGGAAUGCAGAUAAGGGAUCGAGCAAGCAAAGAGAUUUUAUAAAUGAAAUAGAAGAGUGCAAAACAAGUUUUUCCAAAUCAGCCAAAAGUUCUUCUGGUGGUACUGAACAUAUAGAGAAGGAAGAACCAUCAGAGAAGGGGAAUUGGAUAGAAAAAAACUACCAUGAAUUUAAGCCAGUUGUUGAAAAAAUGAGAGCAGGAUUUAGGGAUAAUUAUAUGGCUGCAAGAGAGGGUGAAACUCAGGAGCCAGGUACGAUUGCUGAAAUUGCAGAACUUUACCGCAGUGAGUAUAAUGAUGAGCUUGAGUGGAUGAAGGACGAAAAGCUAAGAGACAUUGUCUUCCUUGUUCGAGAUAAUGAGCUGGCUGGUAGGGAUCCGUUUCACCUGAUUGAUGCUGAAGACAAAGCUAUGUUUUUGCAAGGCUUGGAGAAGAAAGUUGAGAAAGAAAAUGAGAAACUGUCUCAUCUGCAUCAGUGGAUUCAUUCAAACGUUGAAAACCUGGACUACGGAGUAGAUGGCAUCAGUGUGUAUGAUCCACCAGAAAAAAUCAUACCGAGAUGGAAAGGGCCUUCUCUUGACAAGAACCCGGAGUUUCUCAAUAACUAUCAUGAACAGCGUGAAGCAUUGUUUUCUGGAAAAGCUGCUUCUGUAUCUCCUGUGAAAUUAGAAGAACAGAGCUCUCAUCAGGAAUUAUCACAGUCUGCUUCCUCUGAGAACACUCUCACCCCUUCAUCUGAAAUUACCUCAAGCCAGCCAAAGAUUGUUGUAGAAGGAAGUGAUGGAUCUGUUAGACCUGGGAAAAAAUCAGGAAAGGAGUAUUGGCAGCACACGAAGAAAUGGUCUCGUGGGUUCCUCGAAUUGUACAAUGCAGAGACUGAUCCAGAAGUGAAAGCGGUUAUGAGAGACAUGGGAAAAGACUUGGACCGGUGGAUUACAGAAGAUGAAAUCAAAGACGCAACUGAUAUAAUGGAAAAGCUGCCAGAGAGGAACAAGAAGUUCAUGGAAAAGAAACUGAACAAACUCAAGAGAGAGAUGGAGUUGUUUGGUCCUCAAGCUGUUGUGAGCAAAUACCGCGAGUAUGGAGAAGACAAAGAAGAAGAUUAUCUAUGGUGGUUGGACCUUCCGCAUGUACUGUGCCUUGAGUUGUACACAGUUGAUGCCAAAGGAGAGCAGCAAGUAGGGUUCUACACAUUGGAGAUGGCAACAGAUCUCGAGUUAGAACCCAAACCACAUCACGUGAUUGCUUUCGAGAACGCUGCGGACUGUCGGAACCUCUGUUACAUUAUUCAAUCUCAUUUGGAUAUGCUACGAAGUGGAAACGUUUUCAUUGUUCCGCGCCCGCCAAAGGAUGCAUUUAGAGAAGCCAAGGCGAACGGGUUUGGUGUAACUGUAAUUAGGAAAGGAGAGUUGAAGUUGAAUAUAGACGAGCCACUAGAAGAAGUAGAGGAAAAAAUAUGUGAGAUAGGAAGCAAGAUGUACCAUGAUAAAAUAAUGGGAGAUCGAUCUGUGGAUAUAAGCUCGUUGAUGAAAGGUGUCUUUAACCUCAAGUCAAAAAAGAAGAAAACGAUCCAAGCGGGCUCUUGAAGAUUCUAACAAGAAAAGUAGCUGAGGCACCAAGCCACAACAAAAGGUCUAAGCAACAGAAGAGAGAUUGUAGGCAAACUUAAAAAUGAAUUAAGGCCAUGUUCGUUAAGUCUCUGUAUAUUGUUUUGAAGAAAGGAUCUAAAGCUCUGUUUUUGUCAGUUUUCAA
Messenger RNA from Camelina sativa (false flax), 3540 nucleotides. NCBI's taxonomy places the organism in Eukaryota, Viridiplantae, Streptophyta, Magnoliopsida, Brassicales, Brassicaceae. The record is from RefSeq and is a predicted model, not a curated record.